Patiria miniata (bat star) is the source of this 4280-nucleotide messenger RNA. RefSeq names its product mitogen-activated protein kinase kinase kinase kinase 4-like. The record is from RefSeq and is a predicted model, not a curated record. Bases 385 to 3741 code for a protein of 1118 amino acids. NCBI's taxonomy places the organism in Eukaryota, Metazoa, Echinodermata, Asteroidea, Valvatida, Asterinidae. The transcript has 29 exons. Gene Ontology annotation, molecular function: MAP kinase kinase kinase kinase activity; ATP binding. Gene Ontology annotation, biological process: protein phosphorylation.
AACGACAUGUACUGACUACUGUACGACGAUCGCACAAUGCAAUAAUGGUUUACUGUGUUGGCCACGGAGAAUUUUUUGCCGUGAAUCACUCUGGAUUCGAUCGGAAUUCCUAAGCGGAAGUGGAUGGUUAGUCACCCCCGAAAAAGCUGGCCCACUUUCGGGCUAGAGUACACAUUCGCUUGUUGGCGACUUUGUCGUGUUGAUGGAUUUGUAAGCAGGCUGGGAGAGCGAUCGAAGAUUAUCAAGAGCAGAGGGAUACCACGAAUAUUGUUAAUGAUCUUGGAAAGGUCCGGACCUCCGCUGCUUAGUGUACAAAAUAAGGCAAUGGUCGUCACUUGAAGAACUCGCAGAAUCUGUUAAAAAAAAUUACCUUUUUUAUUAGCCAUGGCGUCGAUGCGAAGUUUGGACGACAUUGAUCUGUCAAGCUUGAGGGAUCCUGCCGGAAUCUUUGAUUUGAUGGAAGUUGUUGGCAAUGGAACCUACGGCCAAGUAUACAAGGGUCGCCAUGUCAAGACAGGUCAACUGGCAGCAAUCAAGGUCAUGGAUGUCACAGAGGAAGAGGAAGAGGAAAUCAAGUUGGAGAUCAAUGUUCUUAAAAAGUAUUCACAUCACAGAAACAUCGCCACGUACUACGGGGCGUUCAUCAAGAAAGGACUACGAGGGACCGACGACCAAUUAUGGUUGGUGAUGGAGUUUUGCGGAGCGGGAUCCGUGACAGAUCUGGUCAAAGCCACGAAGGGCAACGCUCUGAAGGAAGAGUGGAUCGCGUACAUCUGCAGAGAAAUCCUGAGGGGACUAAGUCAUCUCCAUGCCAACCAUGUCAUCCACAGAGACAUCAAGGGGCAGAAUGUGUUGCUGACAGAGGAUGCAGAGGUCAAACUAGUUGACUUCGGCGUGAGUGCCCAACUGGACAAGACUAUCGGUCGCCGUAACACCUUCAUCGGUACCCCGUACUGGAUGGCGCCCGAGGUCAUCGCCUGCGACGAGAAUCCCGACGCGACGUACGAUAAUCGCAGCGACCUGUGGUCCCUGGGGAUCACCGCGCUGGAGAUGGCUGAGGGACAGCCUCCUCUUUGCGACAUGCACCCCAUGAGGGCGCUAUUUCUCAUCCCUCGGAAUCCGCCACCUAGGAUGAAAAGCAAAAAAUGGAGUAAGAAAUUCUCCAACUUUGUGGAGAAGUGUCUGGUGAAGAACUACCACGAUCGGCCCAACACCACACAGCUGCUGAAGCACCCUUACAUCAAGGACCUGCCCAAUGAGAGGCAGGUUCGAAUUCAACUCAAGGACCACAUCGACCGCACCAAGAAGAAGAGAGUGGAGGAUUCAGCCACUGACUAUGACUACAACAGUAACGAGAGCGAGGAAGACGGGGAGAUCGAAGAUGAAGGAGAACCAAGUUCCAUGCUGCCGGGCCCGAGCGAGGCAACCCUCCGCAAGAACUUCCAGCGCCUGCAGGCAGAGGAGGGGCGGAGACGGGAAUCCCCCGCCCCCCGCUACCGGCCCCCGGAUAACCUACGCCCGAUCCCCAACCAGGCACCCCAGCCAAUCCGGCAGCCCCAACAGCCACAGCAACAGUAUCAGCCCCCUGCCAGGCAGCCCCAGCCACAGCAACAGCCCCCGAGACAGCAGGGCAGGCCGCUCAGCGCCCAACUGCCGCAAGCCGCAGUGCAGAACAGGCAGCAGGCUAGGCUGAGCCAGGCCGUGGAGGAGCAUACCCCGCCCCCUACGCCCAAAACUCCGGUCAGGGUCGAGGCCCCCAGGGCACAGCCGGUAAUUACGCAACACAUGGCCAACCGACCCCAAGUAGCUCAGGUUAGCGAGGUGAGGGUAGACCCAGCCAGGAAGGAACAACAACAACCACCCAAGCAGGUCAACAACCAGGGAAGGCCCAAGAAUCCGGCGGACUUGGAUGCCCUUGCAGCCCAGCUAAGCGCUAUGGGAGGUCAAGGUGACGGAGGUAGCGAGGGAGGUAGCCUGGAUGAUGAAGAUGAGGAGGAUGAGGUGCCAGAGGGUGGAGCUGACGGCACAGUACUGGCCUCAGAUGCUCCCAUGCCACUACCCGAACCAGAAGGAUAUGAUGCAGAUACUUUAGCAACAUUUGUAGUCCACGAAGAUCCUAAUGAGAGUAACAUCAGUUCCGAGAGCUCAUCAAGCUUUGUGCCGCAGCCCUCGGGACCAGGGCGGACACAGGUACCGAUUGACGUGGGUCCUACCAGGCAAGGGGCUCCUCCAGCCAGCAACCAGGCCGGGGGAAGCGGGCAAGGCAGACCCCACUCAGGCUCCCCGGCCAACCAGAGGAAGACGGAGAGCCCUAACCAACAGAGAAGGAUUUCUAACGGCCAGUCACGACCAAGCAAUCUGGAAGUUGGCAGCGAUGUCCUACCAGACCUUCUCAUGCAGCAGCAGAGCCCUAUCGGCGCCGGGAAGGCCCAGGCACCGCAGGACAAAGCUUCCUCAGAUGAGGUUGAGGGGCCCGAUGACGACGUGUUCACUGAGCAUGCCCAGACGGGCGUCAGUGAUUCGUCGAGCUCAAUUCACGCCCAGUAUCGCCUAGCAAUCAGCAAUAACCCCAAGAAUCCUGUCAGCAAUGUCAAAUCCCCGAUGCGCAAGCAGACCUCCUUCUCUGCGUUCGGCUUUGGGGCCAGCCCGACCACGCCCACCGCGCCAGGCUUCGUCCCCAUGCGCCGAGGCUCCAACAUCUCGGUCAACGUCAAGCCCACCACCCCGGACAGCCUCAACGACAUGCCGGAGAUCCGCAAGUACCGCAAGAAGUUCAACUCAGAGAUCCUGUGUGCGUCACUGUGGGGUGUAAAUCUCUUAAUAGGCACCGACAGCGGACUGAUGUUGUUGGACAGGUCGGGCGAAGGGAAGGUCUAUCCGCUGCUAUCGCGCAAGCGAUUUGAGCAGAUGGACGUCCUGGAAAGCCAGAACAUACUGGUCUGCAUAUCAGGGAAGAAGGCUAAGCUACGUGCAUAUUUCUUGUCAUGGCUGAAACAGAAGAUCGUAAAGAACGAGGACAACAGUCACAUCCAGUCACAGCAGACGAUGGACAAGCGUAAGAUUGGUUUUGUCUCGGUGGGCGAUCUGGAGGGUUGUAUUCACUACAAGGUGGUCAAGUACGAGAAGAUCAAAUUCCUGGUGAUCGCUCUGAAGGAGAGCAUUGAGAUCUACGCAUGGGCACCCAAGCCCUACCACAAAUUCAUGGCUUUCAAGACGUUUCCCAACCUGACCCACCGGCCCCAGAUCGUGGACCUGACCGUGGAGGACAACCAGAGGUUAAAGGUCAUCUACGGGUCAUCAGCUGGCUUCCAUGCCAUCGACCUGGACUCGGCCUCCGUGCAGGACAUUCACAUCCCGUCAUUAGAUAUUGGAACCAUCAUCCCCCACUGUAUAGUGAUCUUGCCCAACAACCAAGGAAAGAACCUCUUGCUAUGUUUCAACAAUGAGGGAGUGUUUGUCGAUACGAACGGUGCCGCAGUCAAGGACGUGACUCUGCAAUGGGGAGAGCUGCCGACUUCCGUGGCUUACAUCAGUACGGGCCAGAUCAUGGGCUGGGGCAACAAAGCCAUUGAGAUACGCUCAGCAGAGACCGGCCACUUGGAUGGUGUUUUCAUGCACAAACGCAGCCAACAGCUGAGGUUCCUGUGUGAACGCAAUGACAAGGUGUUCUUUGCCUCGAUUCGGCCCUCCAAUUCUCAAGUGUACUUCCUGACACUGCGAGCAGGUCUCGGCAAUUGGUAGUAGGAACCUCCCCUUUUUUCUCUGUCAAGCCCCACCCCUCUCUUCUCCCAUGUCCGACUCUAACCCUCCCAUACCAGAUCCUUCAAGAGCCAUCAGAGGGUUUGAAAGAUUUUACAGGGUGGAGGAAGGUAAAGCCCAGCCACUAUGGCAUUAUGUGAGGGUUGAUGUCUCUUGCAAGUUUCAAGUACAUUUUUACGUGUACAGAGAAUGUGCCAGUGGUUUCCCACAUAAUCGUGGAUUUUGUAGGAUUCAGGAAGAAUCCUAUUGAAAAAAAAUAGCCAAGGGAGUUAUGGUCAGUCAGUUUUGCUGCGUUCAUGUGGGUCAUUCUUGAUACUCGAGAGACUAGGAAAAUGUUGCGUGGGCACUGCACUCGUGGUCACGUUGCUCAAAAAGGUUAAUGUUUUUAAACAUGCACAAAAUGGCUGACGAAUGGCGGAAACUAAUUCUUCGUGAAAGAACAUAGUUGUAAUUCGGACAAAUGUGAAUACUGUUUCAGAUUUUUUGUUAUUUAUCGUAAUAAUUUAACAAGAAUUCAUCAG